Messenger RNA from Aspergillus niger, 2628 nucleotides. RefSeq lists its product as uncharacterized. Bases 1 to 2628 code for a protein of 875 amino acids. The record is from RefSeq and is a predicted model, not a curated record. The transcript is spliced from 3 exons. NCBI's taxonomy places the organism in Eukaryota, Fungi, Ascomycota, Eurotiomycetes, Eurotiales, Aspergillaceae.
AUGGUCAAGGCGGACGUGCGGAGGGAUUACUACGCCGACCUGGGUCUGACCCCGAGCGCGGAAACAGAGGAAAUCAAGAGACAGUUCCGCAAGCUAGCGCUCAAAUACCAUCCGGAUAGAAACCCCGGGAAAGAGUUGGAGUUCAUCUCCAAGUUCCAGGCGAUCCAGGCGGCCAAUGAAAUCCUCAGUGACCCCCAGCAACGACUGAAAUAUGACACGGAUCGCUUGCGCGCCGGUUACGGCAAGCUCUACGGCCCUCCCAAAGCCAACACGGCUCGAAAGGCCCCUACGAAUCCCUAUGCAUCCCCGUAUACUCCGAAACCACCUCAGCCUCCGAAGCCCCGCCCCCAGUCUUUCCAUCAUAGUCCAUCUGCUGGCGCUCAACGCUAUGCUAGCUACGCGCGAGCGGCCCCGAAACAGGCAUGGGAGAAGAGGCCAGAUGAAGGGCAAACACGUGCCGAUGCAUAUAGGGGGUUCCAGGAGAUGAAGGGCAAUGCUAUGCCGGGUGGUUGGUCUUCGUUUGACCCCCGCACUGGUUACGCUAGCACCCCACCUAGGCCUAACGGGCAGUCCCCGAGGCCUAAAUCUGCCUACGAGUACUUCAAGAAGUCCCCUAAAGCGGCGAGUCCCGAGCCGACUCGGACGCAGUCCGCCAAGAAGAAGCAAGGGUUCGCUCCGCGCGCUGCUGGCGGCGAUGAGCCUAUGGCUGCAAAUACAUCUGCUUAUACGAGUGUUCCCCGGGCUGAGCGCUCGCAAACGCCAAACUCCUUUUACGCUCCGGCUCCCUCACCGACGGCUAGAAAAUCGGCAGCAGCCGCGCAACAUCGGGCAGAGAACACAAGCACUCCAGAUAUUGAACGAGCGAGAAGCAGAUAUGCCACCGCUGGCGGGGAGCGAACAUUCUUCUCGAGUGCCGGACUCGGACGCUCUGCUAGCAUGCGCGAUUCGACGUCGAGUCCUCAACCCCGUCCCAGGACCAACCCACCUAGCCCCACUCCUCCGGAGAGUGGCAGACACCGGAGCGCUAGUCCAAAGUUGAAGAAGGAUAAUCGGAAUUAUACAUCUACAAGCUCGAGUGAUUCGGAGGAUGAUGACUUCUUGGCGCGCAAGCCCAAGGCAGUCCCUAAGAGCCGGCUUCGUGCCCAUAAGAAGUUCAGCGACUUCCAUACUGAGAAGAGUCGUAAGACAGGACCUGACUCUGAGAAGCCCAGUCCACCUAAGAAUGUAUUCGAUACAUCUGCAUUCUUUGGAGACGGGAGUCCCCUAAAAGCCUCCGGAGCCCCUAAUGCGGACGCGCAUACCCCGAACAGGAGUUUCAAGAGCAGCAGCCAUGAGCAGCUCCGCCAGCCAUUCUUUGCCCGGAGCUGGGAAGGCACUGACUUCUUCGGUGCGGCGCAGUCGGACAAAGAGUCGCAAGAUUCACGCGCGCGAGGCCGAGGUGCGAACCGGGACAUUUUCGGCCAAGCAGAGGGCUCUGCGGGUGCUUCUAACCUCAAAUCGCCGCGCUCAGAGUCCGCUACCUCCCAACAGUCCACGCCUUUCGCCCAGGCGAAGUUCUCUGCCGACGCAUGGAUCGAGGAGCUGCGAAAGGCUAACAUUCCGUGGGCCGUUCCGACCACCGAUAACGCCAAGCAAGCACAGCCAACUGCCUCACAGCGCCAGAAGAGUCCCCGGAAGCAAACUAGGCCUGGAGUUAAACCCCGGCCCGCUACCCAAGCCAGUGUGGCUACUGAAGCCGAGGAAGCCGAAUCGACCAUCAAUGGAGAAACCGCUCAGGAGCCAGCCAAGACCGAUGCUGCUGAUGUAGAAGCUAUGGAUGUUGACGAUGUUCCGCCUGUCAAUACCACCAUUCCAGCUACAGAGCCAGAGAAGACCAAGGAAGACGAGGUCAAGGAAGACAAGCCCAAAGAAGACCCGGCGAAGGAAAUGCCCCCACCGAAGAUUCGGCCAACCUCGCGGAAAGGCAAGGUCCAGCACACGAAGUCCUUCGACUUCUCAAACCUCACCAGCACAAUGCCAUUUACGCCGACCAGCAACGGUGGCAUCGACGACCUACAAGACAUCCAAGCCAACCUCCCAUUCGAAUCCCGCCCCAACGUCCCCAGAACAAACAUGCGUGAUGUCCGAGCCCGCAAGCUAGUCUGUCCGAACCCACCAAAACGGCCAAGCGCACCAGACCUAGUCCCCAUCAGCGCAGGAUCCCAACAACUUGGCCUCCCUCGAGCUGCAUGGGAGCGCUACGCCGCAGAAAUGAACACAUACAUGCGCGAAUGGAAUUCCUUCAACCGCCGUAUUCUGCGCCACUUCAACGCCCGCCAAGAAGCCAUCGAGACAGGAAUGGCACCGAACUGGAUCAGCGCUGUUGGAGACUCGGCGCGUCUCAAAGUCGACGCUCAGGACCAGGAGGACGACGACGACGAUGACAACAAGAAAGCCGAUGGCAACGAAAGUGAUGAUAGCAUGGUAGCCGGCAGCGGGAAAGCCGGAUUCAGCGCCUACUUGCGCGGACUAGAUGAAGAUGCCAAGGUCAUGAAGCAUUGGGAAGUCGCAAGGGAAAUGCACCGCGAGUGCAUUUUGAAGCUUGGGGAGAUGCGCGAGUGGAUUUUGAAUGGGGGGAAGUUGGUAUAG